Camelina sativa (false flax) is the source of this 846-nucleotide messenger RNA. NCBI's taxonomy places the organism in Eukaryota, Viridiplantae, Streptophyta, Magnoliopsida, Brassicales, Brassicaceae. The record is from RefSeq and is a predicted model, not a curated record.
AUGACCGAUACCAUCACCAUCAAUAACCAAACACUGCUUCACAUAAACAUGACCAAUGUCACCAAACUCUCUCCACUUAAUUAUCUCAUGUGGAAGCUUCAAGUUCACGCUCUCGUGGAUGGGUAUGAUCUUGCCGAUUACCUUGAUGGCUCCGGUAAGAUCCCUUCCGCCACUGUCACCACUGAAGGUGUCGUUUCUGAAAAUCCAGACUAUGUCAACUGGAAACGUCAGGAUAAACUGAUUUAUAGUGCUCUUUUGGGCUCUAUAUCUCUUGUAGUGCAACCAAUCCUCUCUCUCACCACCACCUCAUGCGAGAUUUGGAACACUAUUGCUGACACAUACGGCAAACCCAAUCGUGGCCAUGUUCAACAGAUCUAUGAUCAGUUGAAGGCAUGGACCAAAGGAAUCGUACGAUUGACGAUGGACCAUGACGACCAAAUUGAGCUGAUUCUUGAGGGUCUUCCUGAAGAAUAUCGUCCCAUUAUUGAUCAAGUUGAGGGUCGAGAUACAUCUCCCACCAUCGCUUAUGUUCAUGAGAGACUGCUCAAUCGGGAGGCAAAGCUUCUAUCAAAGGUUGUUGUCACUUUGCUCCCUGUCACCGCAAACGUGGCUACUCAUCGCAACAAUACCAACAACAACAACAACAAUCGUGGCGGUCACUACAACAAAUCUCGCUCGAGCAACACCGGAUCACAGACUUCUUUUUCUCAACACUCUAAUCAUCGUUGUGACAACCGUCCGUUUCGUCCUUACCUCGGUAAAUGUCAAUUUUGCAACGUUCAGGGUCACUCUGCUCGCCGCUGUCCCCAGCUCCAGAAUCACCCCUCUGUCUCCGAUUCUCAGUAA